This is a messenger RNA of Oreochromis niloticus (Nile tilapia), 1273 nucleotides long. RefSeq names its product THO complex 6 (gene thoc6). The coding region runs from base 145 to 1116 and encodes 323 amino acids. The transcript has 13 exons. Gene Ontology annotation, cellular component: THO complex; transcription export complex. Gene Ontology annotation, molecular function: protein binding. NCBI's taxonomy places the organism in Eukaryota, Metazoa, Chordata, Actinopteri, Cichliformes, Cichlidae. The record is from RefSeq and is a predicted model, not a curated record. Gene Ontology annotation, biological process: mRNA export from nucleus.
UCGGGGCUAGUGUUGGUGACGUCACAUUCCUUCGCCCUGGUCCGCUCUUUCCCUCCUCUGUUUGAGUUUUGGUUCCUUUGCUUCUGUUUCGGUGUUUUGUGCCGUGUUCGCCUUAAAGGAGCUCGGAGAGUUUGUGUGAGCAGCAUGGGUCCCGUGGAGCUGCUGCACAUGUCCGUGUUCUCUCAGAGUUUCUCUCCCUGCGGUCGCUUCCUGGCAGCUGGAAACAACUACGGCGAGAUCGCAGUGUUCAGUUUGUCUGCAGCUCUGAGUCCAGACUCCACCGCGCUCAACCAGAAACCCGUUCUGACCUUCACAGCUCAUGAGGGGCCGGUCUUUUCCCUUCUGUCCACUGACUGCCACCUGCUGAGCGCGGGAAAUGGAGAGAUCAGCGCCUGGAGCUGGAGCGAGCUCACCAAGAAGAACGUCAAACCUCUGUGGACCCGAAGACCGAACUACAAAUCCAGCCUGGAGAUCCCAGAGAUCAACUCCAUGACCAUCAACUCCAGAGAUAACAGCCUGGUGGUUGGAGGAGGCGAUAACAACAUCCAUGUCAUGGACCUGGAAAACGGUGUGUUCAAGACCGUCCUUCAGGGUCACUCGGACUACGUCCACUGCGUGACUGUAAGAGAGAGGGAGGCGGAGAUCCUGUCGGGGGGAGAGGACGGAGCAGUGAGGGUGUGGGACAGCAGGACGGGUCAGUGCGUUCACUGCAUCGAGGUCUACAAGUACGAGGUGUGUGCGCGGCCUCAGUACGGUAAAUGGAUCAGCUGCGUGACCACCGACUCCGACUGGAUGCUGUGUGGUGGCGGACCGUCUCUGUCUCUGUGGCACCUUCGCUCGCUGUCACCGACCUCCAUCUUUAACCUGAGCGGGUGCCAACGACAGGCCGCCUUCCACCAGGACUUGAUCCUAACGGUGGGUGAAGGUGCGUUCGUGUCGCACUGCCUGCUGGGCGGCGAGGUCAAAGCUCAGAUUCCCUGCACGCCACAGAGCCUGAACACGCUGCAGCUCAACAACAACAGCACCGAGCACCGGGUGCUGACAGUCGGCGGCAGCAGCGACCACAUCGACGUGUUCACCAACCUCUCCUACAGAGCCUUCUCCCUCAGAUUCUGAACUUCAUGAGACCCCCCCCCCCACACACACACACACACACACACUGAACUGUCUGUUCACAUUUUCCAUAUUUUUAUUCAUUUCUGACAUUUUUGGGGAUUUUGUAUCUGCUGUCUGUGAGCUUCUUUAAAGAAUAAACAUAUGAAAAUAAAAGCAC